Messenger RNA from Camellia sinensis, 1652 nucleotides. RefSeq names its product GDSL esterase/lipase At1g29670. Gene Ontology annotation, molecular function: hydrolase activity, acting on ester bonds. The record is from RefSeq and is a predicted model, not a curated record. Lineage: Eukaryota; Viridiplantae; Streptophyta; Magnoliopsida; Ericales; Theaceae.
CAAAAAGAGUGAUUAUUUGAUUCGAUUUCGCUAUAAUUCAAACUAAUGUUUCCCUUGCUUGUAGGCUGUAUACCCACUUGCUUUUAGGCUAUAUUCCCACUUGCUUUUAGGCUUUGCCACAUCAUCCACAACUCUAUAUAUAAUUCUUCUUUGGUUUUCAGUUUCCUCACACUUGUUGACCCUGGGCUAAUCUAACUUUUUCAUUAUUUCAUCUCAUACAAAAACAUUUUCGCUGUUUUCUUUUUCUUUUUCUUUUUUCCUUUGUUUUCUUUCUUCAUUCAUGGCUUAUGAGCUUAGGAUAUGGUUUGCGGUGUCAAUAAUAUCAUUGGCGUUGCAAUCAUUGGUUCAUGGUAAACCACAAGUACCUUGUUACUUCAUAUUUGGAGAUUCAUUGGUUGAUAAUGGCAACAAUAAUGCCCUUCAAACUAUUGCAAAAGUAAAUUACCUACCUUAUGGUAUUGAUUUCCCUGAAGGGCCAACUGGAAGAUUUUGCAAUGGUCGAAAUUUGGCAGACAUAAUCGGUCAACUGCUAGGUUUUGACAAGUUUAUACAACCCUUUGCAACUGCUAGAGGUUCGGACAUCCUCAUGGGAGUAAAUUAUGGAUCUGGAGGAGCUGGAAUUCGUGAUGAAACCGGGCAACAACUGGGUGCUCGGAUCAGCAUGAAUAAGCAGCUACAAAAUUAUCGAACGACCAUAUCACACAUUGCCACCUUACUAGGAAGCAAAAAAGCAGCUGCAAAAUAUCUAAACAAGUGUUUGUUUUCAGUAGGAAUGGGCAGUAAUGAUUAUAUUAAUAACUACUUAUUACCACAGAUUUACCCUUCAAGCAGCCUAUAUACCCCCGACCAGUAUGCCACAGUACUAAUUCAACAAUACUCUCAGCAGCUAAGGACACUGUACAAAUAUGGAGCAAGGAAGGUAGCCAUCUUCGGACUUGGUUUAAUAGGGUGCACUCCUGGUGAAAUAGGUAGUCAUGGAACAAAUGGAUCUGCAUGUGUGGACAUGAUCAACAAUGAUGUUAAACUGUUCAAUGACCAGUUUAAGUGUCUUGUUGAUGACCUAAAUAAAGAUCUCCCUGAUGCACAAUUUAUCUUCAUAAAUGUUACUCAAAUUUCAUCAGGAGAUCCAUCUGUUAUUGGUAUUACAGUUACAAAUGCUCCAUGUUGCACUGUAUCGCCAACCACGGGACUAUGUGUGGCUAAUCAAGUUCCAUGCAAUAAUAGGAGCACGUUUGAAUUCUGGGAUGCAUUUCAUCCAACAGAGAUUGCUAAUGUGUUAGUUGGAUCAAGAGCAUACAAUGCUCAGACUCCAUUAGAUGCUUAUCCAUUUGAUAUUCGUCGACUGGCUCAGCUCUAAUAACAAUUUUUUUUUUAAUUUUUUUUAUUUCUAUUUUUUUUGUGUUUCUUGUUUCUUGUUUUUUGUUUGUUGUUUGUUGUUUUUGCUUUUGUUUUUGUUUUCAAUCAAUAGUAGAAGAAUAAGGGAGCGAGGUUGAAAUAGUACAAUAAUCAUAUUCCCAGGCUUAUUAAAAUUCAGUUGCCGUUAAUUAUCUCCAAUAAGGUAUGCUUCAGUAGUAUUAAUACUUAAAGUUUUCUUAUGUGAAUGUCACACUGUUGUCUCAUUUAUUUCAAUAAAAAUUGUUGUCUCAGUUCAA